AUGGGAGAGGCCAACUUCACGACCUUGAAUGAAGUUUAUACUCGUGCUAGCAAUGCCGAGAGAAUCAAGGAGAGAAGGAAAGCCACAGAAAAGAUGAAAGCUCCUACAAAAGAAAGUACCCAACAAUUGGAUAAGGUUAAUAACUUUAGUCAAAAUAAGAGCAUAAACUUUGAUAAUCGGGGUCCUAAGGGUAACUUCAGUAGAGGAGGUCAGAGUUAUCAAGCCUCAAGGAGUGCUCAGAGGAGGGAUUGUGAAGGCAAUAAGGUGACAUGUAAUUAUUGCAAGAAAGAGGGGCAUAGAGCUUAUGAGUGUUUCAUUAACCCUAAUGCUAAGAUUGGUCGCACUUGUGAGGUUUUGAGGAAACCCACUGCUAGUACAGCUAGUAAUCGCCCAACUACUUCUGCAGCUCCAAAUCAUACCGUAGGAAUGACUAAUGUUGCUCAUGCUAAGAGAGGUCCCGAGAAGAAGAACACAGGCAACCUUAAUCAUUUGAAGCAAGCAGAUGCAACUAACCAGGGGAAUGCAUUGAUCGAGGUUAAACUUGCCAAUAUAUUCGUUCCUUCUGGUCUAAGUGUCACUUGUAAUAAGAUGCAUUUAGAUGUCCCUAUAGCUUAUGGUAAAACUACCUUAUUCGCUAACCUAAUAGUUUUUCCUUUGAAAGAUUUUGAUGUAAUACUAGGGAUGGAUUGGCUAGAAAAGUAUAAAGCAAAGAUAGAUUGUCCGAAACAAAAAGUCACAAUAAAGAGUCAUAAGGGUGUCCAUGUGCUUUAUAGUCACCGUCCAGUGAAGAUUAUUUCUGCUUUUACAUUGAAGUCUUAUUUAAGGCUGGGAUGCCCUGUUUACCUUUGCCAUAUUCAUGAUACUAGUAAGGAAAGAACACAGCUCGUAGAUGUCCCGGUUGUGAAUGAGUAUCAAGAUGUGUUUCCAGAUGAUAUUCUUAAUAUGCCUCCAAAGCGUGAUGUGGAAUUCAACAUCGAUUUGAACCUGGAACGGGACCUAUAUCUAAGCCACCUUAUCGGAUGGCGCCUGCUGAGAUGA
This is a messenger RNA of Beta vulgaris subsp. vulgaris (sugar beet), 1038 nucleotides long. RefSeq lists its product as uncharacterized. Gene Ontology annotation, molecular function: zinc ion binding; nucleic acid binding. The record is from RefSeq and is a predicted model, not a curated record. The coding region runs from base 1 to 1038 and encodes 345 amino acids. Lineage: Eukaryota; Viridiplantae; Streptophyta; Magnoliopsida; Caryophyllales; Amaranthaceae. The transcript has 3 exons.